Fragaria vesca subsp. vesca is the source of this 883-nucleotide messenger RNA. Its product is annotated as ZF-HD homeobox protein At4g24660-like. Gene Ontology annotation, biological process: regulation of DNA-templated transcription; regulation of developmental process. The transcript has a single exon. Gene Ontology annotation, molecular function: transcription cis-regulatory region binding; DNA-binding transcription factor activity. Gene Ontology annotation, cellular component: nucleus. Bases 80 to 883 code for a protein of 267 amino acids. NCBI's taxonomy places the organism in Eukaryota, Viridiplantae, Streptophyta, Magnoliopsida, Rosales, Rosaceae. The record is from RefSeq and is a predicted model, not a curated record.
CUCAAAUCACUCAUCUUUAUCUUCAAUUUCGAACCUUUCUUGGUUUAUUAAUUAGUGAGGAAAGUGAGGUUCUUGAUUAAUGGAGUUUGAGGAUCAGGAGGAGCACGAUGAGGAGAUGGAGAUGGAGCCGAGUUACGACUCGCUUGUGAACAACAACGGAGGUGGAGGUGGAGGUGGUGCUCGACUUAAAAUGGCAGCCGAAGCGGCUGCGGGUCAGCUACAGCAACAACAGCAGCACCAGCAGACAACGAAGGCCUGCAGGUACAGGGAGUGCUUAAAGAACCAUGCCGUGGGGAUCGGCGGCCACGCGCUGGACGGCUGCGGCGAGUUUCUGGCCGCGGGAGCCGAGGGGACGCUGGACGCGCUGAAAUGUGCCGCGUGUAACUGCCACCGCAACUUCCACCGCAAGGAGACCGACGAGCCUUACGGUCAGCUGGUGCCGCACCAGAGCCACGUCGGCGGCGGCCAUCAUAACCACCACGUCCACGGCUUCGGCCACCCGCAAUUCUCGCCGAGUGGAGGCUACUACCGCACCCCCGCCGGGUACCUCCACGUGACGACGCAGCACAGGCCGCUGGCGCUGCCGUCGACCUCUGGCGGUGGCGGCACGGAUCAGGACGACGACAUGUCGAAUCCCAGCGGAGGCGGCGGAGGAGGGAGUGGAUUUGGGAUGGGAACGACGUCGUCUAAGAAGAGGUUCAGGACCAAGUUUAGUCAGGAGCAGAAGGAGAGGAUGCUGGAGCUGGCGGAGCGGCUGGGGUGGAGGAUUCAGAAGCAGGACGAGGCGGCAGUGCAGAGCUUCUGCGACGAGACCGGUGUGAAGCGUCAUGUCCUCAAGGUUUGGAUGCAUAACAACAAACACACCCUCGGCAAGAAACCCUAG